Messenger RNA from Guyanagaster necrorhizus, 1209 nucleotides. RefSeq lists its product as uncharacterized. Bases 151 to 1098 code for a protein of 315 amino acids. The record is from RefSeq and is a predicted model, not a curated record. Lineage: Eukaryota; Fungi; Basidiomycota; Agaricomycetes; Agaricales; Physalacriaceae. The transcript has 10 exons.
UGACGUUGCCACUUGCAACGAUAAGGAAUCCGAUCCUUGUAUCUUUCUGUAGGGCCUUUUGCAAUUAUUUGUGACAACAACGCUCUCUUCGGUGCUCUUUCGCGUUUCCUGGCAAACUGACGCGUCGUUCCUAAAUCUUGCCAACGAAACAUGCCGACACUUUUCUACACGUUUAUAGACCUUCAGAUCUCAGGCGUUAUUGGGAUAUCGCUUAUCUUUCUAACGGUCAUCUUCUCUCAUCUCGUCAAAAGAUGCUUAACUUGGUACACCUUCUGCGUUUCCUGGAUACUUUCCUGCAUUUCGUACUCUUUGCUAUUUUUCGUUGGAGGAAGUGAUCCGAAUUAUGUCCCAAAUCAGGAUCUCUGUAUUACUCAAGCGGCACUGAUAUACUCAGUACCAACGCUCACCGCACUUACUACGCUUUCACUCCUGGUCCAUAACUGGUACAACGUUCAUUUUGGAAUCUCGAGAUCUCCAUUAGAGGCUAAUCACAAGACCAUCGUUGCUCUCCUCGCAGCGCCAUAUAUCGUAUGGUUCUUCAUGUUUCUCGGCUUCCUGCUGUUCGGUCUAACGCAUUCAUCGCUCGUUAUUCGACUCGGUGACUCGUCACAUUGCAUAAUUAUUAAUGCAAUUCCGGCUAAGAUAUCCUCACUUUUUGUGGUUAUCGUCACCUCCUCGAUGCUUCCAGUGCAAGUAUCCCUCGGUCUCUCUCUUUGCCGCAACCUGUACGACAACGAUUCGACAAGUACUAUUUCAAUACCUACGCUACAGGUGGUCAUUCGUGUCAUGAUAUUUAGCUUCCUCACCCUUGUAUCGUUCACCGAAGGUGUUAUAUACAUAUUUGAUUUAUCUCCAGGGCCUUUCGUCGAUAUCAUCAUGGCGUGGUGUAUGUCCUUCUUUGUACCUUUUCGACUGCUUCAUGAGACUCUGAUUCGCAUUGUAGUACCUGUGUUUGGGGUGCUUAUCUUCGGGAUGCAAAAGGACAUCUUUCGUACCUGGAUCUUAUGGGCAAAUUGGCUUUUGAAAUCUCCAAAGAAGCCUUACCGCAAAAGCUCUACGCCAUCCCUCACACCCGAUAAUUCCGUUCGAAGUGACUAGAAGUCCAUUCUUACCACAGCUCCUCAAGCAAUCUCUGUAUCAGUCAGUAUCAACACCGAUGUAGCUUAUAAUGUCUUGAUAGAUCGAAGCCAUUCAUGGUAUGCCGUUAUC